Molecule: messenger RNA, 3312 nt
Organism: Biomphalaria glabrata
Lineage: Eukaryota; Metazoa; Mollusca; Gastropoda; Planorbidae
Product: alkaline ceramidase 3-like
Exons: 12
Coding region: 582-1376 (264 amino acids)
Biological process (GO): ceramide metabolic process
Cellular component (GO): endoplasmic reticulum membrane
Source: RefSeq, a predicted model, not a curated record
AGAGAGUAUAAUUUUCCCUCGUGUCAAGUAGCUUAGUGAUGGGGGUGGGCGAGUCUAUUUGUUGAUGCAGUGAAACGGGCCAAAGUACUCGACAACUAAAGCAAAAAAAAAAAGACGGUCUAUGUUUAAACUCGAAGUCUAGAUAAAAGAAAAAAAAAAAGACAAUGCAAUGAUAAUGUAGGCUAAUUUAAGAUCCGAAUCUAAGCUAACGCUUUUUUUUUAAAGCGAUGAGAAUAGUCAUACGUGGCUGAGAACAUUGAUUGAUGUUUUGGACACAACCUGACAUUACUUGGAUAUAGUUUGCAAUGUAGGUAGUACUAUGAAGCAGAUGACCAAGCGCCUAACAACGCCAGGAAGGCCCUGAAUGUGUAUUAUAUACAUUUAAUUCUUCGUUUUGACAGCAUUGUGCACCCAGCUUGAAAAUGAUUCGCUGACUAUUGACAAGAGCUUAACGCAAGGUUUGCACUGUUUAAUACCGGUACAUGCAACUCCAUUGAGUUCACUGCAAAAUAAUAGGCCUACCAGAAAGUGCUGAGCUACCAAAAUAGCAAGUAUCCCUGCAUGUUGCGAUUUUAUUCUUGAUGGCGCCAAUAGAUGGAUAUUGGGGGAAGCAGACAGCUACGGUUGACUGGUGUGAAGAGAAUUACGUUGUUAGUAGCUACAUUGCAGAAUUCUGGAAUACAUUGUCAAAUGCAGUUAUCAUUUUGGCACCACUCUUCAUGCUGAUAGUUGGAUAUCAACAAAAUAUUGAACGAAGGUUUAUGUACAGCUUUCUAGCAGUCACAGUUAUAGGUACUGGUUCAUGGCUUUUCCAUAUGACUCUGAAAUACAGUAUGCAGCUCAUGGAUGAAGUUCCCAUGUUGUGGGGCAGCACAAGUUUUAUCUACAGCUCUCUAAUGGUGAAAAGCAAACCAAAUGAAGACAAUGUGUUGGUGCAGUUGUCUUUAUUCAGCAUGUGCCUUUUUGUUACAUUGAUGUAUCUUUUUAUAAAUGCUCCAGUAUUCCUACAGGUUGCUUAUGGGCUGUUAAACACUGUGGUGAUUUUUUCCAUGGUUAAAACCUGCUUGACCAUGGAAUGUGACAAAAGAAUAUUCCUAGGUGGCGUUGGCUGCUAUUUAAUAGGCUUCUUCUUCUGGAAUGUUGACAACAUUUAUUGCCAUCACUUAAAAUAUUUAAAAGUCUCUCAAGCUGCCUCAGGGAUGUUAUUUGAGUGCCAUGCAUGGUGGCAUAUAUUUUCUGGCAUUGGUGCAUACUUAGGCCUUUUAUUCUCCUUGCAUACAAGAUAUGUGUAUCUUCAGAGAAAACCCAGAGUGAAGCUAUUAUUUGGUUUCUGGCCCUACAUUGUUAUAGACAAUACUACAGCAAAGCAAAAAUAGACAAGGUAGAUGUUGUGAAUUCGGAUCAUGAAUCUCCAUAAGUUUUGUUUUGAUAUUAUUUAGAUGAAAAGAUGUUCUUUGAACAUCCCAUUACAAGGGUUUUAAUGUCUACAUUAGUCAGUGGUGCUCACAUUUUUAGUUGCAUUAGUAGCAACCUUAGUCAUUUCCUCAUUCACUCACUCCUUCCUCAGUUCUCCAUUCACUCCAUAACAAUGAGGAGACAACAGUGGUGCUCACAUUACAAAUAGCAUUGAAGACAGUCUUUCUUUCUCCACCCCUUCCUUUUUUUUUGUUCACCUGAUUAAAAAGAAAAGCCUGCAGUAUAUCCACUUCAGACACAAGCUAUAGUAACAUGCCCAGUUAAUUAGUCCUGCAUUUAUAUAUGUGAAACAUAUGCAUCAUUCAUUAUGGUAAUGUCAUAAGAGAACAGAUUUUCUUUAUCAAAGAAGUAACAUUAGAUAUUCAGAGUUUAUGCUAUGUCAGUUUUGGUUUCGUAGCCACAGAAAAUGUUUCACAAUUUGAUGAGUCAAAUUUGUUGUAGAAAUUAUUUCAAGUGAUCAUGAAAAAUUAGAAGUGCAGUUUUUUGUUUCAAAUAAAAUUUUUGCUCAAAAGUAUCACUGCCUGGUUGUUUGUUAUGCACCCUGGACUGUCAUCUCAAUGUUCCUGGCUUUGAAUUCUGCUCUUCGCUCUCCCCCACUGUCAUGCAGGAGAGUUGGGCUCAAUGUGUAAUAAUCAUCAGUUCUGAAGGAUCAUCAAAAACAUCCAAAUCAAAAGCAGGGAAGGGUUGAAAAAAACUAAUUACUGGGGAAGAGGACUCUGAGUGUGAAGCAAAGGAUCUCAAAGAGGUUAAAUAGGAAUCAAGGCAUGACGUUUAAGGCAGCAUUUGAUGUGAAAAUGACCGAUUUUGAUUCCUUCCUUUUUGUUGUCUUUCUUUAAUGCUAUUUAUCAAGAUGUGAAUAUUUUGUGAUCAAGCUUUCCUAUACAGUGGAGAAUGCUAAUCUAAAAAGUUGUUCUAUGUUAAGUUUUAUGAUCAAUAUUGUGCCAGUUGCGUCCAUUAAAGAGGAACCUCUGAGUGUAACUUUUAAAGAUAACUACAUAUUUUAUCAUAAUGUUAUGUAGAAAUUUGACAUAUUGGUGAUAAGGAUGUGACUAUAUUUUUACACAUUUUUCAUGCUGACAUAAUGACAUUUUAUUUACUAUUUGAAAAAAACUUUUAGCUCUAAAUUAAAUUCUAAAUUAAAUUGUUUUCAAAUUGAAAAAUAAUUUAUUGUCUGAGGUAGUAAUGUUUAUGUUGAUAACAAAAUGGAGAUUCCAUGAAAUUAGUAAGUUAGCUAUCUAAAUAAUAUUGAUUUUGAUUUUGAAGGUUAAUCACUAAAAUCAUUAAUGUUUUUUUUUUUUUUAAAUCAUUUUAAAAUAAGUCUAAGUUAUAAAUAGAAAUGUUAUUACAUUAACUGUUAUGUAUUUUCUAUGCAUGACAUAUGAUAAAAAGUGAGGCCUCUAUUCCAUGAUUUUUGUCCCGUACUACUAAGCUUGCCUCAGCGCCCACUUCAAAUGUAUUCUGACAGUGAUCAGAUACAACGUAUACAAUGAAUUUGUACUGAUUAAAUAAAGCCUAUAUACAGUAUACAUUGUUCAGCUGGAUAUGCUGAGAGUUGCUUGCUGUUCUUUCAAUUUAUGAUCUAGUUAGUCUGAAUGGUUUUUAAUAAUUUUUUAACUAUAAUAUAAGACACAAGGUUGAUGAAAUGGAUAAGUAAAUGCACUAUUUUAAAAAUGAAAUGCAAAGCUUAUAUAUUUUUUUUAUUUUUUAAUAUUCACGUUGCUAAUAGUAUCACAUUGUCAUGUUAAAGUAAUCAAAUUGGUUGCCUUUUUUACUGUACAGUCUAUACAAAAUAAACAUUCCUAUUUUUUAAUAAAAAUUUUCUUGUUUGAUAUACAA